This is a messenger RNA of Serpula lacrymans var. lacrymans S7.9, 2425 nucleotides long. RefSeq lists its product as uncharacterized. The record is from RefSeq and is a predicted model, not a curated record. The transcript has 16 exons. NCBI's taxonomy places the organism in Eukaryota, Fungi, Basidiomycota, Agaricomycetes, Boletales, Serpulaceae. The coding region runs from base 1 to 1818 and encodes 605 amino acids. Gene Ontology annotation, molecular function: FAD binding.
AUGCCUGUCCCCAUAGCAGAACCAAGUCGCGUCGAUGUACUAGUCGUUGGUGCCGGACCCGCUGGCCUUAUGUGUGCCAAUGCCCUGGUGAAAGCUGGCGUGAAUGUGAGACUUGUCGAUAAAAGACCAGCGAGAGUUGCUGCAGGUCAAGCUGACGGAAUUCAACCAAGGACCAUCGAGGUACUCCAGAGUUACGGCCUUGCGGAGCGUCUCCUUCGAGAGGGCAACCAGAUGCACAUGGCCGCCUUUUAUAACCCUAAUCCUAAAGGUGGCAUCGAGUGUACUGGACGCACGCCUGAUGUGACUGCACCGACCGCCAGAUAUUCUCAUGAGGUUACGCUUCACCAAGGGGCCAUCGAAGCCAUCUUCCUGGAUUCUAUGAGUUCAUCGGGAAUGGAAGUUCACCGUCCCAUCGUCCCAAGUCGCCUUCAGUUAUCGGCAAGUGAAGAAGAAUUGCUGGACCCGUCGUCUUACCCUGUCAAAAUAACAUUGCAACAUCUUGACACGGACACUGCAGAAACGGUACAAGCUAAGUUUGUGGUUGGAGCAGAUGGUGCUCAUUCAUGGGUCCGAAAAUCUCUUCAAAUAUCCAUGGAAGGGGAACAAACUGACUACAUUUGGGGUGUUGUCGACAUGAUUCCAAUAACAGACUUUCCCGACAUUCGCAAUAGGACCGCCAUCCAUUCUGUGAAUGGCUCUUGCAUGAUCAUUCCUCGCGAAGGAGACAAAGUUCGCUUAUACAUACAAUUGUCUGAUAAAGAUGUUGUAGACCCCGCGACUGGAAGGAUAGAUAAAAGUAGGAUGAAUCCAGAGAAAUUGCUCGAAGUUGCGAGGAAGACGUUUUAUCCUUACAGGAUGGAUACUCCAUCGGAAAUCGAUUGGUGGACGAUCUACAUCAUUGGACAACGCGUAGCGUCGAAAUUUUCUGUGAAGGACAGAGUUUUUAUUGCUGGUGACGCCUGUCAUACACACUCCCCCAAAGCAGGUCAGGGUAUGAACGCCAGUAUGAAUGACACCCACAACCUUGCUUGGAAACUCACGCAGGUAUUGAGGGGUUGGGCAGACAUGUCACUACUGAAGACGUACGAAUCCGAGCGCCGGAAAUACGCACAGGACUUGAUCAACUUUGAUAAAGAGUUCUCAGCUCUAUUUUCGGGUAAACCGCGGACGAGAGAUAACCAAAGUGGGGUUACGCACGAGCAGUUCCUGAGGGCUUUCCAGACAUUUGGUGGUUUCACUAGUGGCAUAGGGGUGCACUAUACUCCAUCAGCCAUUGUUAACACUGCCCAUCAGCAAUGUGCUAGUAACCUCACCAUCGGACAACGGAUGCCUCCACACAUCAUCGUUCGAGCAGCAGAUGCACGACCUUUCGAAGUGCAAGAUCUGUUGCCCGCAGACUCGCGAUUCAAGGUGCUAGUGUUCACAGGCAGUGUUACCGACCCUGCUCAACUGGCGAGAGCAUUUUUACUUGCCGAGGAGAUGGAGAAAACGAAGAGCUUCUUGAAGAGAUAUCCCACAGAUGGGAAUAUUUCAUCUAUGUUUGAGAUCUUGACGAUUACCGCGGGGAAGAAAGAUGAUGUGAACUUUUUGUGUUUGCCAGCGCUGCUCAGGUCACAUUGGUCCAAAGUUUUUGUCGACGAUACGGAUGUGACAGGAAGCAAGGGAGGUCAUGCCUAUCUUAGGUUUGGUAUUGACCCCACCUGUGUGACACUCGUGGUGGUUCGCCCUGAUGGCUACGUCGGUAUGAUCGCACCCUCUCAUUCUUUUGAAGACGUAAAUGGCUACUUUGCAUCGUUCAUGAAAUCUCCCACUGCAUGACAUUUGUGUAAUCAGCAUAUCAGAUUGUACUGCGCACGUACCUAUUAUGAGUUAUGACUGAUGUAUUUUAUCCAUUAUUUUUGUCAUUUUUGUCCAUCAUGUACUAUACCGUUCAAACAACUAGGAAUUGUCAUAAAACAUACUAGCAUAAAGCGCACAAGUAGAGAACAUGUGUUUGUCGUUUCUCGAGACUAAACAUAUGAUUGAGGAUCACGUCCAUCAACUUGCACUCAACCUUUCCAACCUGGUAAAGGAGCAGCUUCAGCACUACCGAUGGGAACUCGCCGUGCACCUCCUUUCCUAGGCGGUAGCUUGACUGCCAUUCUCGAACUGCCACCGAUGGACUUUGUAGGUAGCUUGGCUGCCCUGGUUUCCACACCAGGUUUCACCUUGGUGAUACCAGAGGAGCUCACCAACCCUGAAGACGUUUUGGUCCGGCUAGGCUUAUCUCGGUUUUCUUUCUCGCCGGUUCCAUUGAUGCGAGGUUUUGUACCGUUAACAGGUGCUACAGUGGGCUCAGCUUUGCCCUUGCCUUUCUCUUUUGUUGUAAAUCUCUUGGCCGUGGGCUGAGGAUCUUUACCCUUCGCCGCACCUCUCUCCAGCACGU